UUAUUUAUUUCAAACGUAAUUAUCAAUUUCUAGAAUUCAUUGUCUCAAAGUCACCUAAUUGCGCAUUUCCUGUUUCGUUGCGCAUCUUCUCUUCAUAUUUAUUUAAAACGCAUAUUAGAGCCAUAUAAAUAGAGCGCAGACCUAGACCUAAGUGAUUAUUGUAUCAUCCAAGUUCGUUGAAUAAACAAGUGAAAGUUAACAAGUUCUUCUGAAUCAAUCAACAAGAACCCAUUUAACAAAUUCUAAAAACCAACAAAAGUGAAUCAAAGUCUAAAACCAAUUCUAAUCCGCGAUCGCGAUUCGAACCAAUAAAUAAAUAAAUUAUAUUAAAUAACUCGUGAGUCGAUAACGAAAUCGUUAAUAUAAAACCGCUCGACACAAACGGGGAAUAUAAUUUACAUACCUAUGUUUAUCAUUAUUUAUGUUCUGUAUACUCUUAGUAUUAAACAUGACUUAAAACUAAUUCUGAAAACGACUAAAUAAACACGAGGGAUAAGUGUAAAUAAGAAUAUAAAAUUGAAUUGUUCUUUAUUGACAUAUGCAUAUGCAUAUUUUAUUAUUUUAAAACAAUGCUAUCGUAAUUGUAAAAUUAAAAAAGUUAAACGGGUGUAAAUUAUUACCUAAUGAUACUUACUCUUCAUCUAUUCUUCAUCUUCUUCAUCUAUUCAUGAGGUACUAUAGCGCAAAACUCAUUUUCGUAAAUUGAUAGCAGAAACAAUGUUUCGCUAUUACUUAAACUGGGGGCAAACUUUCGUCACGGAAAACAAACGUGGUUUAUUUGCACUUCAACAAUUUUAAUAAAUAAUUCCCGCCGGUGGCAUAAAGGCGCACGCAUGGAAAAAUAUUUUAAUUCUGUGUUCCACUCUCGAUCAGUCGACGACACACCGAUUUAUUUGUACUGCACUAAAUUCACAAGAAAUGCAGAGUGUGUUUAAAGAUCGUCCGACGAAAAGAACACGUGCACGACGUCCCACAGCGCACGACCAACUAAACCGGAAUAAUUGUCGCAACCAAGAAGAUGAAUGUGUGGCGUGAUUUGUGAUACGCGACACAAGGUGGUCGCGGAACACGCGGCAACUAAAUCAGCUGAACAUCUCGUCUUUUAUUUGUCAUCAGAGUUUUGAUUGACGGACAAAUUUCCAAUCGUGUUAGUAGGACUGGACCCGGACAAUCUCUAACUCCACAAUUUUGAAUAAUGAUGUUCAGUCGAUCUAGUUGGGGUUUGUUCCACGCCAUCCUGUUCGGGUAUCAUAUAGCAACCAACAUUUUUUCCCAUCAACGAUACCACGAAUUUCAACAAAUAAGAUUCUGGCUUUUGAAAAACAAAAUCAAUCGUCUAUUUGUUUCUUCAUAGGAUACCAAUUUAGUCUCGGGGAACAGUUUAAAAGAAACGCCACAGCUUCGAAGCUCACGUUGGGUUCUUUGUAAUCUUCGUGAUUAACAGGCAUGUCCACAUCAAUUUCUCCGACAGUGUUAAUAUUUAAAAUAUGUAUUUUUUUAAAUUAAAAAAUUUGCGCUUUAAAGUUAUUUAGUAAUUUGAAUUAUUGAGGCGGCGAAAUGCCCUGCAGCGAAGCGGUUAUGCGUACACUUGCGCCAUCUAGUUUCGAAAACGCAAACCAAAUUACAGAAAGUUUAUAAACGUACACUAGCGCCAUCUAGUUUUGUCUGUUUGUUCUACCUUUACCACGGAAACUGUACCUAAAGUGUUCAAAUAUAAGUUACAUUUAGUUGCCUACAAUAAUAAUACUACCAUACUUUCCCAUUCAUUAUUCUCAUAACCAAUAAUUUUGUUUACAAAAUACGUCCGCUAACGAAAUAGAAGUCAAGUUACAAACAUUAUUUUAUGGACUAAUUAAAAAUGGGUAACGAGAAGAAACGGCGCUCUAGAAGUCGCGAACGAAUUGAUAAAGAACGUGAUAAAAGGUCGAAGCGUUCAAGAAGUCACAGUCGUGAAAGAGAUCGCCAGGACCGCCACAAGAGGCACCGGUCCAGAUCUAAGGAGCGCGAUCCAAAGCACGAUAAACCAAAACAGGAAAAUCAACGGCGAGAAGAUCGCAAGGAACCUCGGAAAGAAAUCGUCGAAGAGGUCAAAGAAGAGGUGCCACCAGAAGACACCAAAAAUGUAAAAAAGGAACCACUUUCACUGGAAGAAAUACUAGCAAAGAAAAAAGCUGAAGAGGCAGCAAAGAGCAAACCAGUAUUUCUUACAAAGGAACAGCGCGUCGCCGAAGCCCUUAAACGUCGACAGGAUGAAGUCGAAAAGCAGAAAAAACAACAGGAGGCUGAACGGAAAAUAAUCGAGGAUUUACGAAAAAGUCGUCAACAAAAUGAUCCCAUUAAUGCAGGCACAAGUAGAGAUGAUAGGGACAGAGACUAUCGAAGAAGAGACAGGGAGGCCAAGGAAGAAGAAAAACAAAAGGAUAAAGAUAAAGAACGUGAAACAGACGCAAUCAAGGAGCGUUAUCUCGGUUUAAUCAAGAAGAAACGACGUGUUCGACGGUUGAAUGACCGAAAGUGUUUUGAUUGGGAUGCUGGGGAGGACACAAGUACAGACUAUAAUAAUUUGUAUAAAGACCGCCAUCAAGUACAAUUUUUCGGACGUGGAAACUUAGCCGGAAUAGAUAUCAAGGCACAAAAGCGAGAUCAAAGCAAAUUUUACGGCGAAAUGCUGGAGAAACGCCGAACAGAAGCCGAAAAGGCUCAAGAAAAAGUUCGACUUAAGAAAGUACGACGCAAGGAGCAGAAACAAGAGUGGGACGAUCGCCAUUGGUCUGAAAAAGACUGUCCCGAGAUGACCGAACGAGACUGGCGUAUCUUCCGCGAGGAUUACAAUAUCACAAUCAAAGGAGGUAAAAUUCCCGAGCCGAUCCGUAAUUGGAAAGAAUCAGGCAUUCAGAAAGAACUACUUGAAAUUGUCGAUCAAGUCGGCUAUAAAGAUCCCACACCCAUUCAGCGACAGGCAAUUCCCAUCGGAAUGCAAAACAGAGACAUCAUUGGUGUGGCAGAGACAGGUUCCGGUAAAACUCUCGCCUUUCUCAUUCCACUUUUAUCAUGGAUUCAAUCCCUACCAAAGAUUGAACGAACAGAAGAUGCUGAUCAAGGUCCCUAUGCAAUUAUCCUAGCGCCUACUCGCGAGUUGGCGCAACAAAUCGAAGAAGAAACCGUUAAAUUCGGCCAACCUCUUGGUAUCCGCACAGUUGUAGUCGUGGGUGGUUUAAGUCGUGAAGAACAAGGCUUCCGACUGCGUAUGGGUUGCGAGAUUGUCAUCGCUACCCCGGGUCGUCUCAUAGAUGUUCUAGAAAAUCGUUACUUAGUACUCAAUCAAUGUACAUACAUUGUUCUGGACGAAGCUGAUCGAAUGAUAGAUUUAGGUUUCGAACCGGACGUGCAAAGAAUUCUAGAAUAUAUGCCCGUUACAAAUCUUAAACCAGAUACAGAAGAAGCCGAAGACUCGAAAUUAUUACUGGCGAAUUACAACAGCAAAAAGAAAUACAGGCAGACUGUGAUGUUUACAGCUACUAUGCCUCCAGCAGUAGAAAGACUAGCACGGACUUAUCUAAGAAGACCUGCGGUUGUCUACAUUGGUUCCAUUGGUAAACCAGUCGAAAGAGUCGAACAGAUCGUACAUAUCAUGGGCGAGAAUGACAAACGAAAGAAACUUAUGGAGUAUUUAUCACGCGGUGUCGAACCACCGGUUAUCAUAUUCGUUAAUCAAAAGAAAGGCGCAGACGUGCUGGCGAAAGGCUUGGAGAAACUUGGGUACAACGCGUGUACACUUCACGGUGGUAAAGGACAAGAACAGCGAGAGUAUGCUUUGGCCAGUCUUAAAAGUGGCGCUAAAGACAUCCUCGUUGCCACCGACGUUGCUGGCAGAGGUAUCGACAUCAAAGAUGUCACGAUGGUUAUUAAUUACGACAUGGCCAAAACAAUUGAAGAUUAUACUCAUCGUAUUGGUCGUACUGGUCGUGCGGGUAAGACUGGUAUCGCUGUCAGCUUCUGCACCAACGAUGAUUCGGCGUUGUUCUACGACCUGAAGCAGAUGUUGUUGUCGUCGCCGGUGUCAAACUGUCCGCCUGAGUUGAUGAAUCAUUCCGAAUGUCAAGUCCGGCCCGGUAAUCAACCCAAACGACGCAGGGAUGAGAUGAUCUUCGCUUGAGUUAACUUACACUUUUCAUUUUUUCAAUCUUAUCUAAGAAAUAAAAACUAUUAAAACGUA
This is a messenger RNA of Dalotia coriaria, 4216 nucleotides long. RefSeq names its product probable ATP-dependent RNA helicase DDX23. Gene Ontology annotation, molecular function: RNA helicase activity; ATP binding; RNA binding. The record is from RefSeq and is a predicted model, not a curated record. Lineage: Eukaryota; Metazoa; Arthropoda; Insecta; Coleoptera; Staphylinidae. Gene Ontology annotation, biological process: mRNA splicing, via spliceosome. Gene Ontology annotation, cellular component: catalytic step 2 spliceosome.